Messenger RNA from Humulus lupulus (European hop), 609 nucleotides. Its product is annotated as probable amino acid permease 7. The record is from RefSeq and is a predicted model, not a curated record. The transcript is spliced from 4 exons. NCBI's taxonomy places the organism in Eukaryota, Viridiplantae, Streptophyta, Magnoliopsida, Rosales, Cannabaceae. Bases 1 to 609 code for a protein of 202 amino acids. Gene Ontology annotation, cellular component: plasma membrane.
AUGUGUGGAACUGGUAUUGCAUAUGUGAUUACUACUGCAACAAGUAUGAGUGCAAUUAUGAGAUCCAAUUGUUACCAUAAAAAAGGGCACGAGGCUGAUUGUUCUUAUGGAAAAUCUCUGUACAUGUUGCUAUUUGGAGUGGUGCAAAUUUUUAUGUCACAGAUUCCAGAUUUCCAUAACAUGGCUUGGCUUUCUAUCAUUGCUGCUAUCAUGUCAUUUGCCUAUGCUUUCAUUGGAUUAGGCCUAGGCUUCUCCAAAGUCAUAGAAAAUGGAACAAUUCAAGGGAGCAUAGCAGGAGUUCCAGGUUCAAACACUGCCAACAAACUAUGGCUACUCUUCCAAGCACUGGGAGACAUCGCUUUCGCCUAUCCAUACACGAUGAUCCUUCUCGAGAUUCAAGACACCUUGAAGUCUCCUCCAGCUGAGAACAAAACCAUGAAGAAGGCUUCAGUGAUUUCAAUCUUUGUGACUAUGCAGUCUUUGGGGUGCACACGGGUUGGAUUUUCGGGUUUCGUGUGCAUCAGGUUUAGGUUUUGCGGGUUUCGGGUGGAGAAAAAUGGUACCGAAACUGAUCCGAAAAAUUCGGGUUUUUGUGAGGUUUCGGGUUAG